Messenger RNA from Symbiodinium natans, 1236 nucleotides. Lineage: Eukaryota; Dinophyceae; Suessiales; Symbiodiniaceae. The record is from the annotation of a GenBank genome assembly.
AUGAGGCUCCAUGCCCUCAGCAUAAGGCACGUCAGGGAUUUAUGCGGAGGAAGGCAGGCAGGGUUUUGGUUUGAGGUUGUCUAUGAGAGCAUCCGCAAGGAGGUAGGGGAACAGGCCAUGAUGCCUCUCAACAUCAUUCUGCGUGCUGCCGCAUGCUUCACUCUCGCAGGUUCUUGUGGUACUGUAACGUCCUCCGUGCCUGCAGCCCUUCAACGCGCCAUGCGAGCUAUGCUGUCCGUCAUUGCCACGGUGCUGCCGGCACUGACCGCAUCAGCCAGCCUGCUUCAGACGCGAGUCAACUCUACACAUCGUGAUCCUGGUGCUUCCAUUAAGAAACCGGUGGGAAUGAUCAGCUCCCGCACAUUCGACGCCCCAAAUUGCGAGAACAAAGGGAAGGAGUGGAAAGACUUCUGCGGGGUCCCUAAGUCGUCGAUUGAGAAGACCGACGUCAUCAAAUUUGAUGGGGUCGAGCAACGGGGCAUCUGCAGUCAGUAUCACCAGGACAGGUAUCUGGAUCAAAUCUUCCGGACCAUAGGCACCACGAACACCUUCUUUGUGGAGUUUGGAGCGCGCAGGCCAGAGGUCCUCAACUCCGCGCACUUCCGCAUGAAUUGCGGUUGGUCUGGCCUGCUCAUGGACGGCGCGCCGGGAGGCGCCGCAAACGGGGCCUGUCCGGACUGCCCAGGGCAGGAGCUCCUAGAUGCCCCGGACGAUGCCCCAGUGCGUCUUCGCCAGGCCUUCAUGACGGCAGACAACAUCAACGACCACUUCGAGAAGAACAAAGUGCCCUGUGAGUUCGACCUUCUCACGGUGGAUGUGGACAAGAAUGAUUACUGGCUUGUGAAGGCCUUGGACUUCAGCCGCUUCAGGCCUCGUGUGGUCGCUGUUGAGUUCAGCAGCUAUUUCAAGAGCGACGAGAAGAAGGUGAACUCCUACAUUGAAGACGCGGUCUGGCACAUGUGGGACAUCACCGGGGCUUCACUCGCGGCCUUGAACGACCUGAUGAGGGCCAAGGGCUACCAACUUGUAGCGCAGGUUGCUGGAGAACACGGCCUCUGGGUCCUAGGCAGCGAGAUGAACGAGGAAGACAAGGGCAUGGAAGUUCCCGAGACAGUCGAGGAAAGCUGGCAGUGGCAGGGCCGGCUCGAGGGGAAGCCCGCCGAGAACUUCGAGGACGUGGAGGCUCCCUGUGAGGACUUCGGCUGCGCCACCUCCGACCCGUCCUGUCCUGAGUGA